CUAAAAUGUUAUAAAGAGUUUAGACAUUAGAGGGAUCCCCACCACCCGAAGGGACUCGUUAAGGAGCGAGCGCGCGUUUUCGACAAAAAAGAAAAUAAGGCUCGCGGGAAAGAGAGGCUUAGUGGAGGCUUUUUAUAGUCGCUGUCCCGAUGCGCUGGCGCACGGAAGUAUCGAGCUUCAGGAUCGAGCCUUAAUCUCAUUCUAAUAAAAAGCUUACGCAUAAAUUGACGCGCUAUCAUUAGUUUCGAAUUUUAAAAUAGUUUUUUUUUUAUUGACGUGUUUAGAGUAAACGCGCUGUGAGGUUGUAUAGGUGUUAAAUUAUGUCGGACACGUGCGGUUUAUCGUUAUUUUUAUGGUUGGAAUAUGACAUUAAUUUUGUGAAGUUUUGUGGAAAGGGUUGUUCUUCUUAUUGAGUUGUUAUCAUUAAGACUUUGUCCUUCGAGCUGUGUGGUCGUGUUAGUUAGUUGUAAUAUUUUUAUAUUUUCUAUUACAAAUGGAUUAUAGUAAAGUAAAGUGAAUUUCAAAUACUUCUUUGAGGAGCGUGAUUGUUUUAAAAAUGUUUUUAAGAUUCGAGCCGACGAAGUCGACGAAGGGCGCGAGUAAGAUGCGACGCGACCUGAUCAACGCGGAAAUCUCCAACCUGCGGGACCUGCUGCCGCUGCCCCCCUCCACCCGCCAGCGGCUCUCGCAGCUCCAACUCAUGGCCCUCGUCUGCGUCUACGUCAGGAAAAUGAAUUAUUUCCAGCAAGUGUUCAAGAGUCACGACUUCAGCUAUCAGUAUCAAGAACAACCGACUCCCACACCAAAUAUUGGAUUUUCAAAGGCAAUGAACGGUUUUAUGAUGAUGAUGACACAAAACGGCAAACUAUUGUACAUAUCGGAAAAUGCUGCAGAGUAUUUAGGCCAUUCAAUGGAAGACUUAUUAAUACACGGUGAUAGCGUAUACGACAUUAUAGACAGGCAAGACCACCAGACUGUACAAGUGGAGUUAAAUAGAGGCGGAAAUGGAGAGACUGAAAAUGUACCAAAGAAUAGGCAUUUCUUCUGUAGGAUGAAUGUUUCAAGAAACGCUAGGAGACAAAUGAGAUUUGGCGACCAAAAAGUGGUGCUGGUGCGAGGCCACUACGUGUCGUACCUGCCCCUGUGCAGCCGCAACGAGCCGGUGUUCCUGUGCGUGUGCACGCCGCUGGCCAUGCCGGAGACGCGCGAGUGCGUCGUGCACGGCGCCACCAACGUCUUCACCACCGUGCACGCCAUGGACAUGAAGAUACUCCACAUCGACGCCAACGGCGAGUGGUACCUGGGUUGGAAGAAGUCGGAACUGACAGAUGUCUCGUGGUACCAACUUUUGCACUGGGAUAGUUUACGAGAAGCGCAGAGCAAACAUAGACUAAUAACACAGUCUGAGCAGGACAAGUGCUGCAUUCUCCUGGUGAAGCUGCAGCAAAGGUGUGGGCAGUUUCUGUGGGUGCACGUGGUGUUACAAGUGAAGGAUGCCGCAGACACCCCGCGCCAGUUUAUUGUGGCUACCAACCAAAUCCUCAGUGAAGAAGAAGCGUCAAUAAUGUUAGCGAACGCGUGGUUGUAUCAGUACUACGGUUACCAGAACCAGCCGUGUGGCAUGCUAGACCCUCGCUGCCAGAAGUUCUUCCGACGAGACCAGUGCUACCAGGACCCUUACCAAGAACCGUAUCCGUUUAUGGAGAACUCUGAAGUAGAAUACACUGGGUACCACGUGUCGUCAUACGUGCCUCAGAAAAUGGUGGAAGACUACAGUGGUUGUGAAAGGGUGUACGCGGAGAGAGGCCCAGUCGACUACUCCACCCAUUCCCCUCAGUCUACCAUCAGUGAUGAGAGGUCGCCGCACCACUACGACCCGCCUCCCGAGAUCGUGGUGAAUAGCAACAUGUACAUGUACCCCCAUCAUGGCAAACGAGAGUACUAUGAACAGUACCCCCGAGUACAUUACCAGGUCCAGGAACCCUGCCCCCCUGUCACUACUGACGCCAUGGAAUAUCCGAGUCCAAAGCGUAUGCGGCUGGCUCCCCCGCCGCUCUCGCUGGAGGGCACCGACGGCAUGGACCGGUGGAACCCCAGCCCACCCUGGUCCGACACCACCCUCAAGCUGCCAGACUACGGCCAGCGGUUCACCUACAUGGUGCCCAUGCCCCCCGAGCGAGCUAUGGUCACUUAACCUGCCGCUACUAAGUUCAAGUACAUGAUUAGACCAGAUUGUUUCCGAGAACGAGUGUACAACGGGGCGGUGACACUGCGACGUCCGUGCCUCACUCGAAAGCCGAUUACCACCCCAAUGCACUCACUCCACGUCUCUUGAAAUGGAUGUUCCUGAAAUUUUAACUACUUUCCGCUUUGAAAUACAAAAUGGAGGAACUGCACCGCGUCGUCAUGGAAUCUCUGAAACGAGUCCUCUAUAACUUAUUUAGUGAAAUUAAAAUGUAGCGUUUCAAUGUUUAUGAAUACGUGAAAUAUAACCACAAUAAACGUUAUAAAACAAUAGUGUAAAAUCGUGAGUGUCAUAAAUAUUUUAUUCAUCAUUCCUGAUAAAAUGCAUUUUACAGCUACGCGUGCUCCAAGACGCACUUGGCUGGUUUUUAUUAUAAAUAUUUAUGUAGGUACAAAAUUGUUACAUAAUUUUGUUCGUGAUAGAUUUUAAGUACAUACUUGCAAUGUUCCCAGCUCAAUGGAAAUUGAUGAAUUUAUCAGUAUUUUUAAUUGUUUAAGAAAUAUUUUUACUUACGUAUGUCUUCAUUUAAGGGUUGAAUUGUAAAAUAUAAUUUGCUUAGUUAAAAGAAUGAAAAUGGUUCCGUCCAAAAAAUUGUGCAUUGCAUUCCAAAGGAAAAUAAUUGUUCGUAACUAAGUUUACAUCUGUUGUAAGGUAUUAGUAAUGUAAAUAUUAUAUGUAUAGGUAUAAUAUUCCUUUUUAAGAUUAAAAAAAGGCUAAAUUAAUAAAGAAAUUCAAACACA
Pectinophora gossypiella (pink bollworm) is the source of this 2985-nucleotide messenger RNA. Its product is annotated as neuronal PAS domain-containing protein 4A-like. Gene Ontology annotation, biological process: regulation of transcription by RNA polymerase II. NCBI's taxonomy places the organism in Eukaryota, Metazoa, Arthropoda, Insecta, Lepidoptera, Gelechiidae. Gene Ontology annotation, molecular function: DNA-binding transcription factor activity, RNA polymerase II-specific; RNA polymerase II transcription regulatory region sequence-specific DNA binding; protein dimerization activity. The record is from RefSeq and is a predicted model, not a curated record. The transcript is spliced from 12 exons. The coding region runs from base 557 to 2194 and encodes 545 amino acids.